Dreissena polymorpha is the source of this 1898-nucleotide messenger RNA. RefSeq lists its product as uncharacterized. The transcript is spliced from 2 exons. The record is from RefSeq and is a predicted model, not a curated record. Lineage: Eukaryota; Metazoa; Mollusca; Bivalvia; Myida; Dreissenidae. Gene Ontology annotation, biological process: protein homooligomerization. The coding region runs from base 105 to 899 and encodes 264 amino acids.
UAUCAGCUCAAGACGGCAGUUCAAAGUUCGUCUUCCAUAUUUACUUGUUCAUUCAAUUUCAUUUAUUGUACAGGAUAAGUGAGUAUUUUAUACAAAUCGCAAGAAUGGAAACACAGUUCCCGCAAGUUAUUGAUUUAAAUGUUGGGGGUUGCCAUUUUACGAUCAUGUUGACAACGCUCACCAAAUAUCCUGAGAGUAUGCUGGCCGCCAUGUUUAGUGGACGGCAAGUGAUACCACAAGACAAAGAUGGACGCUAUGUGAUCGACUGUGAUGGGAAAGUAUUUGGUCACAUUCUGGAGUUCCUGAGAUUCGGCACUUUGCCACCAAGCGAUGAGGCUGAAGCGGUUCAUCGAUAUUCACUUUACUAUGGACCAAACGAAUUAUCGAAAAGUCUGGAAAGUUUUCAAACAGUCAAAAGUAAAAUUGUGAUAAGCAACAUGGAGCAGCGUUUUCCUGAAUUAAUGAAGUUGGCCUGUAGCGUCAUCGACUGUCUAACAAGAAACGCUGUUCACAAGAAUUCUACGACAGUUGUUGUUAUAACACAGAGCGACAAACCAAAUUAUGAAUAUUAUGGUUUUCGAUCCACCAUAAGAGAAAUGCUUGGCAGACUUCCCACAUUAAAGUGUCUUAGCAUUGAAAUAUUAGCCACCGAACUGAAUUUCGGUGACAGAAUACGAAAUGACGGGAUAUUCUUCCUAACAGCGAAUAGCCUUGAACACCUGGGCUAUGGACAGCAUGUAUUUUAUCUUAUAAAUAGAACUCAUCGUUUGAAUGGUGGUCUAAGUAACGAAACUGAAAUAGGAUGCUUCCUUCUGGAUCCUAACCAGUAUCUAAGCAGCUGUGUCAAUCCACCAUUUCAGAGGCAGCCAAGCUCUAAAACUGAUGAAUACGUUGGAUGACAGACCAAUACGUUCGAAAACUGAACGAUAAUUUCGAAAAAUGAUCGAUAGUUUCGAUAACUGAUCGUUACUUGUAGACUCUCACACCUUGUUCAACUGACAUUUCAAAAAAGAGUCUUAAUUAAAAUUCAACGAAUAUAUGGGAACAUCUAUUUGCUAUGAGAGAUCGUUUAACCUACAACUCAUGAUAUGGGCACAACUGUAUGUUAUUUUUAAAAAGUGUUUUGUGGAUAUAGUUAUUCAAUGUGUAUAGUUAUUCAAAGUAGUGGGUGUUACUCAAUACUUAAUUGACCUUUCCAAAUGUGGGCCCUAUUGACAUUGUUAACAAAAUGUGUUAAACGAAAUCAGCAUAAGUUACUUAUAGGGAAUCAGAAUGGUGAACCACUUUCAAGGAAGUCUCUUUUUAACGAAAAUCCAAUUUAGGCGUAAAGUGUUAUCCCUGAUUAGCCUGUGUGGUCUGCAACGACUAAUCUAUUAGGACACUGUACGCACAUGCAUUAAACCCCAUUUUAUCCAGAGCAAGGUAUAUUUACAUUCAUUCUUCUGCUAGACAAGUGUUUAAUCUUUGGGUCGUUUUAGAUGUUUAACCCUGUGAAUAAUUGUAUAUAUUUAGCACUUGUUAACAAGAUAUACAAUAUGACAUAUUAAACCAUCAACUAUUACUGAUAUGAGAUAAACGACGACGCGUGUAUGUUUUGCGAGGUUUGGAUGGACUUUAAACCCGUUGAAACACAUACUGCGAUUCAUAACAGUGAACGUUUCAAUUCGCCUGUGCAUGUUGAGUGUUGUGUUAGAUGUAUAAUUAACAUGAUUUCAUUUUAUAUUUGAAAUAAUUAUUAUUUAAAAAUAGCAUCAAAUUAAAUUUUAAUAAUCACUAUUUUUAUAUAAACUUGCAUGUUAAAUGCUUUUUUUUUAAUCAAACCUUAAAAUCCACAUAACGUAAUACAAUCUUUUUCAUGUCUAUGAUAGUUACCCAAAAUACAGAAACAUCACUCUUUA